Exophiala xenobiotica is the source of this 1518-nucleotide messenger RNA. RefSeq lists its product as uncharacterized. The record is from RefSeq and is a predicted model, not a curated record. The coding region runs from base 1 to 1518 and encodes 505 amino acids. NCBI's taxonomy places the organism in Eukaryota, Fungi, Ascomycota, Eurotiomycetes, Chaetothyriales, Herpotrichiellaceae. The transcript has 3 exons.
AUGUCUGAGACCGUGACUAUCGAGGCACCUGCCACUUCCGAGACCCAUGGGACUGGUCAGGAGAAGAACUUAGCAGUUGGGCAAAGAGAGGAUCAAGAGGAGGACCAUGUAGCCACAGAGGAUACAGAGCAAGAGGAACCGAUAGACCAAGCGUCCGACGGCGUGGGUGUCACCUCACAAGCUCCGGCAGAACUUGGUGAUACUCCUGUGGUUGAUCAGGCACCAGCACAAGCGGCCGGACUAGAUUCACCAGACAGUGACGAAAACUUCAAGCGUGCGGCAAGAGCGUUCCUAGAUGUGCAUCGUGAUGAAGUGGCUCAGAGAGAGGAGGAAAUCUCCAAGCUCAGAGCCGAGUUGAAAAGGGUCAGAGAAGGACUCAAGGCCCUGGAAACAGCAGCAGAGCGCUCUGAAACUGCUCGAGACGCCAAUCACGACGAGGAAUGGAGGCUUACAGCGGAUGAUCCAGACGUAACCUUCCAUAAAAUCAAGGAGAUAUGGGAAACUUGCUUUAUCGCGGUCCAAGGCGUUAUGGAGGCGGAAGAUCCGGAAGAAUUCCUAUCGGACUGGAGCGUGGUCAAUUGGCCAGAUCUCGAAGGCAAAAUGCCCGGCGUGACAGCAUUUCCUCUUGAGGCGUCGGAUAAAAGCUCUCGAACAAUGCUCGUCAUGGCCCUACUAGCGAAAUCGUUGGAGGAUUACAUCUUGACGCCAAAUUACCUCUUCGAGGACGAUGACGAGGUCCGAUUCAUCCUCAGUAGGAUGACGGAUACCAAGAAGAAGAACCGGCUGAGAAGCCUGCUGCUGUCCACAUGCGAGGGAGAAGACGUCAAAGAAGAAAUGGAGAAGGUCAAAGCCUUCAGGGUCGAGAGCGCGCUGAAUGGGGUCAUUCAACCUAUACAAAGUCUGCUCUCUGAAGCGCUCUGUGAAAAAGCCAAGUCCUCUCUUGCCGAGACACUGUGCGAUGUUGUCACAGCUUGGGAGCCAGUGCAGCGAUGCGAAAGCCAUUUCGAAGUCAGCACUGACGCUAGCCGUGCCAAUCGUGACUGGUUGACACUCCGACUGAUGGAGGACAAGACUGUCGCAUUGGAGACUGUGAGUUCAAGCGGCUUUGGAGCUGAUCCAGUCCUCGCGGUCGUCUUCCCGCGCGUUUGUGCUAUUGACAGGUCCAUGAAGCCUUCUGUCACCACGGCGUUCCCCGGGAUCGUGUUCCAGAAGUCUUGGGUCAUCACUGCCGAGGCGGCCACGGUAGAAGUAGGCGAAACGGCUGCUGAGCCGGACAUUGAAGCCAGACCAGCACCAAUCAUUGAAGACCUACCAAAGGAGAAGCCUUGCCUAUCCCCAGCCGCAGGUCCAGAGCAAGCGCAAGCGCAAGGACAAGCGGAGGUGGAAGUGGUCAAGGAAGAGCCGAAGCCCGUCGAUGCACAACCUCCAAUCACUGGCUCUGAAUCCGAAGGGUCUACUUCAGAAGACGAUGACACCGAAGAUGGGAGCGAGACCGAAUCGAACACGGAAGAGAUUUGA